Messenger RNA from Nasonia vitripennis (jewel wasp), 1625 nucleotides. RefSeq names its product alpha-latrocrustotoxin-Lt1a-like. Gene Ontology annotation, cellular component: nucleus. Lineage: Eukaryota; Metazoa; Arthropoda; Insecta; Hymenoptera; Pteromalidae. The transcript has a single exon. Bases 1 to 1527 code for a protein of 508 amino acids. Gene Ontology annotation, biological process: positive regulation of transcription by RNA polymerase II. The record is from RefSeq and is a predicted model, not a curated record. Gene Ontology annotation, molecular function: transcription cis-regulatory region binding; protein binding.
AUGACUACGCAUCUCGUCGGCCGGGAGGGCCCUGACUUCAAGAGUGUUAGAAGUAGAGCAGCAGAAGAUAGCCAACACAGCGACGGUGGAGUGAGAAGAUGUUCGUGCUCCGAAGAAGUAAAAAGAGCUUGCGAUGCGAAAAAAGAUGCAAGUGCUAGUGACGAAAGAUUCAGCCAUCUUGAAGGCUUCAAGCGACUGAACCGAAGCCGCAAGAGCUAUCGCACCGAAUUGCUCUUCAAAGCAGUGAAGUGCCGCAAAAUAUCCUUAAUUCAAGGAUUAUUAGAACGCGGCGUACGCAUCAAUGCGUUGAAGAAGCAAAGCUAUGAAAAUUUUUACACUCUAUUGAUGGUUAACGCCAUCAACGGUGACAGUGAAAUUACCAGGAUGCUCAUCCGCGCCGGCUGCCGGCUCAACACCACAAGUUUGGGAGACUGCACGGCGCUACACCUCGCCAUUGAACUUCAUAACCGCGGCAUCGCUGCGGAGCUCAUCGCAUCCGGUGCCGAUACGAAUAUCAAAACAGCCAGAGGCUGCACUGCCUUGCAUUUGGCGGUAGUUGGCUCGACCAACAUCGACCGGUACUUGAAGGAAACUGAGACGUAUAUGAGAAAAUGUCCAUAUAAUUUAUUCAAUGAUCUGCCAGACGCCAAGAAGUUUCAAAGCUCAAUCGUUCAGGCAAGAAUAAGCAGAACAAUUCAACAACUUUACGCUGGUGGCCAAGAACGCCGCGUUUGCCUCUAUAUAGUAAACAUGUUGCUUAACGCCGGGGCCGACGUGAACUCGAAGGACAAUAAUGGCUGCGCGCCGAUUCAUUACGCCGCGUGCACGGGUAGCCCUGAGCUGAUGAAAAUUCUCAUCGAAGCCGGUGCAGACGUCGACAGCCAGAACAACGUCGGCGCCACAGCCUUGCACAUCGCAGUAUUGUUUUGCGACGAGAUGAUGGUAAAUAUUUUGUUGAGCAGCGGCGCUAGCGUCGCCGCUAAGACUCAAAAAGAGGGCAACACUGCCCUACACUGGGCUGUGACGCUCAACAACGACUUCAACAGACACGCGAACAUCGUGAGAAAUCUCCUGGAUUUUGGCAGUGAUGUCAAUCAAAGGAAUGCGCUCAACGAGACCAUCAUCGCCGUAGCAUUGGGAGACGUCACCCAAAGCUUAGUCCUCGAGCAUGUGGCCGAGAUGGAGGCCAGGGAGAACAGGACGAUGUUUGACAAACACAGCCAGCUGGAUAUGAACUGGAGGAACAUUCAUAACCAUUAUGAAGAAUUACUUAUCCAGCUUGCAGCCAUGAACAAGAACAAAAUUGGUAACACACUCAUAACUUAUUUCUUCGUAUUAACGGAGUCGCUCGAAGUAGUGAAUCUUUUGGCGAAUAAUAAAGAUUUUAUAGAGGAGUUCGAGGCUAGCGAUUAUCGAACUAGAUAUCCCAAUUAUGCUGAGCGUUUGAGGAAAAAAGUUGAGGCUGCUAAACGCAUAGAAAGGAGCGUAAAGUGGCCGUGCGAAGUGGACAUAAGCAGCAAUAUCUAAUAUGAAAUGGAACGCACACCGAGGCAUAUUUCUACUAGGCACGCGGAAGUAGUAAAUAUUCCAGUCCGUAUGUAAUAACUGAAGAUUUUUUUUAAAUA